CAGCGACACAGACGGUGAGUAUACUACGGUUCUAGUUAUUUGAUUGUAAGUUAGGAUGCAUAUCACUAAUACGUGAUGGAAGGCACACAAUUCAUCAUUCCAGCAACAGUCCGUGUCUGGAAUGGACCGUUCUAUUGAAAACACUGGGCAGAUGCGUCUACCACCUCCAUCUACAAAUUCGAUGCAGAUGCCAGCUUUAUACGGACUAAAUCCUACACUGACUGGGACAGGGGAAAGACAAACAGACCAACAGCAAUAUAUCUAUCAAUAUGCCCCGACCCCUCAAUCCCUCCAGCAAUACAACAACACUGCCCAAGACCCAUCGUCGUCAAGUUACCGGGACCUACCAGCUCCAACAGCAUCUAGCAGCAACCCACAACCACCAUCAACAACGCAACCUCGACCCCGAAACCCAUUCCCCUGGUUCCGACACAUCCCCCAUAUAGUCCAAGGCCAGACUGCCUCACGCACAGGAAGCACCAACACCAAUAUCCCUCCACAGGCUGGACCAUGGCAUCCUGAGAACGCGACGGAUGCCAUUUUCAACCCCCAGCGGAUCAACUCAAUGGAUCCUUCUCCCUUCGUCCAGCACGGCAGUACUCAACAGCCUUCAGGAGUAAUGAAUUCAUCACCAGACGCCAUCUUCACCACCCAACGAAUCACAUCAAUGGAUCCCUCUCCCUUCAUCCACCACGGAAGGAGUAGUACUUCUUCUUCUUCCCAGCAAGCUUCUGGAGGAACGAAUCAACCACAACCACAACCCCAGCAACAUAGCAACCACAGUAGCUGGCAGACUGGGUCCGCGAACCUAUCAGAUACAUUGUACAACUCUCAGCGGAUGUCCAUCAUGGAGCCAUCGGCAUUCAUGCAGCAUGAAACUAUGCCAAGACAGUCUCAGUGGGGAGGAGGGAUGAAUCUUGAUCUCCCACCACCGCCACCACUGCAGAUGUCGCAGCAGGAUCACGCAACCGCUGGAAACGAGGAACAAGAGCAGCAGAGAUCGUAUGAUCCAUCAUCUAGUGGGUCUUAUGGGCAGCAGCAUUACCAGCCGUGAGAUUUUGAGCGAAACUGGGUGCCCUCGAGGGGAGGGGGGUUUAGUAUAUGCAUACAAAUUAUCGACUGUGAACUUUGAACUGGCGUGGUGAAUGGUUUCAAGAUUUGGGGAAUUGGAUUUGAUAUAUCGUGAUCUCUCGAUCGGCGUUUAUAGGACGAGAAAGAUGUAUGGGUGUUGGUCGUCAUAUUAUCAUUUUGUCUGUAUCAGCAUUU
Molecule: messenger RNA, 1266 nt
Organism: Paecilomyces variotii
Lineage: Eukaryota; Fungi; Ascomycota; Eurotiomycetes; Eurotiales; Thermoascaceae
Exons: 3
Coding region: 122-1054 (310 amino acids)
Source: RefSeq, a predicted model, not a curated record